GAUUUUAGAGCGUUACGUCCAGGACCAGAUCCCAGGAGCUAAAGUUGUUGUGGAGUCAAUUGGAUCGCGUCGUUUUGGCGAGGGUUAUGAACAGGAGGACUACUCAAAAUCUGACCUGAUGAUUUAUGCAAUCGACCCUCUGACCAACAGAGCUCUCUCAAGACAGGAACUCUUCAAGUUUUUAGAUGGGAAGUUAUUAGACAUCAAUAAGGAGUUCCAGCCCUAUCUAGGUCGCGGAGGACGCAUUCUGGAGAUCCGCACGCCGGAUGUGGUGGAGAGCGUGAAGAAGGCGGUUCAGUCUGUCGGAUACACUGAAGGAGCCCUGCUGGCGCUGGCCGUCAUCAUCAUCAUGUGUUGUAUCCCAGCCAUCCUCAUCGUCAUCAUCACCUACCGGCAAUUCAAAGAACGACAGGCAGAGGGUGCAAAAACAGCCAGGAUUCAAAUGGCACUUCCCACUGGCAAAUCCGGAGGCGCUGCCACCAACAAUCUGUAUGAAGAACUCGGCGACAGCACCAUAUCCAAGACUAAGAGGUGUGUUCUGAAGGACAGCGAUCGGCAGCAUCUCAUUAGCUCAUUUGCCUCCCAUGCCAUCACUGCUCACAAGCUGUCCACCGCUAAUGGAGUCCUGCUUAACAACUUGCCUAAGUCAGAAAGCAACAUUACCUUCCUUUCUGACGAGAACCCUCUUACUACAACCAACCCCCUGUACCAUGAUGACGGCACCCUCAGCAGCCCUGAGCACCAAAAUCAGAGGUACCACCUGGGCAUGUAUUCACCCAACAUGAGAGGUCUGAGAAAGUCCAUCCUGCGCUUCCCAUCUACAGGCUCAGGACAUGCCUGGACUUUACCUUCUAGGUUGCACAAGUGUGAGACCAAUGAAGCCCUACUGAGUAGAACUGUGGCAAUGGAUCCAGUUCAGUGGGAGCUGCAACUGCUGAAGUCCGACCUUAAGGACAGUAAGGAGAUGAUUGAUGGGUUUGAUGGGCUUGUAGACGAAGAUACAGAGCCCAAAAUGACAGUAAAAGAGCAGGCACGGCAGUUUGAGCAGCAGGCCUUUCAGGACAUAAGGCAGAGGCAAGGCCAGGAUUCUCGUGGGUCACUCUCUUCCGAAGUUAUUCUCUCUGUUUUUGAGACCCUGCAGUCUUCAGUCAUGGGACAUAACAGCAGGCCCCCAGCAAUAAUCAUUACCCAGAGUGACGGAACGCCUCCGCCUAGUCACAAACCCACUCCACCAGUGCUACGGAAGUUCAGCAGAAUAACUACCUAUCCCGAUGUGGAGUCUUACGAGGUCAACGUGGAGAUCAUCCCAGACCCACCAGAUGUACCUGCUCCACAACCCCCACCACCUCCCCCUCCCUCCAGAGAGGCUACGGGCAUCAGGAGGAUUUUGCCUAAAGCAAUGCGCUCUUUGAAUUAUAACUCUUUGCUCUGCUCACAGGAACUCUCCAUGGAGUCUGGUAUCGACCCAGGACAGGACUAUUAUACACAGGAUUACUACAAUUAUGAUCAUGGCUAUGACUUGCCUCAGUAUGGGAGUCGACGGAAGCUGAUCUCUCCAACAGGGAUGUAUGAUGAAUAUGGAGAGGUGAUUAUGGAAGAUGAUGGCAGCUACUACUACAGCCCACACGAAUCCGAGGGAGAG
This is a messenger RNA of Sinocyclocheilus grahami, 1642 nucleotides long. Its product is annotated as protocadherin-15-like. Lineage: Eukaryota; Metazoa; Chordata; Actinopteri; Cypriniformes; Cyprinidae. The record is from RefSeq and is a predicted model, not a curated record. The transcript has 9 exons. The annotation marks the transcript as partial.